Molecule: messenger RNA, 1089 nt
Organism: Peronospora matthiolae
Lineage: Eukaryota; Oomycota; Peronosporomycetes; Peronosporales; Peronosporaceae
Source: the annotation of a GenBank genome assembly
AUGUUCCUUCGCCAAAACGUGCUGUUCGCUGUCGUCCUCCUCUGGAAUCUAACCGAAUCGGCUUUCGAUAACGAUAACAAGACGCAUGUUGAUGCUCACGACAACAGCAGUAGUUCACGCCUGACCGAGAACCCGCUCGAUGGCCACUCAUUUUCGGAGCUCCAGGAAUCAGCUCCUGUGAACGAGACCAACCGCGUGGACCAGCUAAACGAAACAAGGGGACCGACUGCACACGUGUCAGUGCUACGACAGAUGCACCCAAAAGCCAUGUUCAACGCACUACAUCUCGACAAGUAUAUCACGGGUCCCCUUGAUUUCAAGACCGCUACAGGAUUGAGAAGCUGGAUGGGGUAUGCAGGGACGUAUGAUAAACAUGGACAGAAGGGACGCUGGUACACGACCAGGAAGGUUUUUUUCAUGCUGGUGAAAACCCGUCCGGUCAACGAAGUGUUGCGCCUGUUCUGGUAUGGUAACAAGCAGGAAGAAGCUCGCAUGUUGCAAACCAUGCUGGCAGAACCCGGCUUCUCAGCUUUGCGCAAGUCGAUGAAUCAGCAGUGGCUGAAAUCGGGAACUAGACCUGAAACAGUUUUCUGGCUUCUUGGCGUCGGUAAGAAGUUUAUCGCGAAGGACCCGGACGCCUUUCACUGGAUAUGGUACUGCGAUCGGUUCAGGCAAAAGUACGGUGAUGCCGCUUUUCCUGCUGUGGAGAUAGUGAAAUCCUUACGGGAAAAGGAUACGCUUGGCAAUCCAUUGUUGUACGGCGCAUAUUUCCAGCGGAUCAAGCAUGAUGCUAAAGAGCUAAGGUUUCUAACAGACGAGAUGGAGGAAGUACUGUACGACUGGAUGAUCAAAGUGGAGGAGAUAACGCCCUUGUCCGCCUAUUCCAGUCUGCAAGCGUCCAUGGAAGCCGACUUGUUGGGACUAGAGAAGACCGAUCGACGGCUCUGUGCUUUGAAAGCAUUUACGCUGGCGUCUACAAGAAGUAUAGGUGAAUAUCUAGCAAUGAAGGACGCCUUCGAGAACAAGCCGCGGGAGGUCAUCCUCGGCCUCUUGUAUUUGAUUAGUAAACCUUUACCUGAACUGUGGUAA